GCUUUACGGCUGCCUCUCCCGGACUGGAGCCCGGGAGCGCCCACCGCCGUCAGCCCUAUCUCUACGAGUCGGCCCGGCGGAGACUGAGAGACCCGGCGCGCCGCUGCCCUCCCCGCCGCGCCCGUUUCAGCCCUCGGCGAUGUGAGCUCGAGGAGGCUGCGGUGCCCCCCGGCCCGGGGUUGAGACGGGCGGCAGGUGCCUGUGAGGCGGGCGGGUGCUGGGGGCCUGCAGGAUGGAGGAAAGCAUGGAAGAGGAGGAGGGGGGCAGCUACGAGGCGAUGAUGGACGACCAGAACCACAACAACUGGGAGGCCGCCGUGGACGGCUUCCGGCAGCCCCCCCCACCCCCUCCGCCCCCCUCUUCGAUCCCAGUCCCUGCCCGAGAGCCUCCGGGGGGUCAGCUGCUGGCGAUGCCUGCGGUCUCCGUGGACAGGAAAGGCCCCAAGGAGGGGCUCCCGAUGGGGCCACCGCCGGAGCCGAAUGGGGUGAUCAUGAUGUUGAAAAGCUGCGACGCGGCUGCCGCCGUGGCCAAGGCGGCCCCCGCCGCCACCCCCAGCUCCAGCAUCAACAUCAACACCUCCACCUCCAAGUUCUUAAUGAAUGUUAUAACUAUUGAAGAUUAUAAGAGCACAUACUGGCCAAAAUUGGAUGGUGCCAUAGAUCAGCUUUUAACUCAGAGUCCUGGUGACUAUAUCCCCAUAUCCUAUGAACAGAUAUACAGUUGUGUGUAUAAAUGUGUAUGCCAGCAGCACUCGGAACAGAUGUAUAGUGAUCUGAUUAAAAAGAUAACUAAUCACUUAGAAAGAGUCUCAAAGGAGCUGCAGGCCAGCCCUCCAGAUCUCUAUAUUGAAAGAUUUAAUAUAGCUCUUGGACAGUAUAUGGGAGCAUUGCAGAGUAUUGUGCCUCUUUUCAUAUAUAUGAAUAAGUUUUACAUCGAAACCAAGCUUAACAGAGACUUAAAAGAUGACCUUAUAAAGCUGUUUACGGAACAUGUUGCAGAAAAGCACAUUUACAGCCUAAUGCCUUUACUUUUAGAAGCCCAGUCAACACCAUUUCAGGUCACACCUUCAACUAUGGCAAAUAUUGUGAAAGGCCUGUACACUCUCAGACCAGAGUGGGUUCAGAUGGCUCCGACUCUGUUUUCUAAAUUUAUUCCAAACAUUCUCCCUCGUGCGGUGGAGUCUGAACUUUCUGAAUAUGCUGCUCAAGAUCAGAAACUUCAAAGAGAACUUAUACAGAAUGGUUUUACAAGAGGUGACCAGUCCCGGAAGAGAGCUGGGGAUGAGUUGGCUUAUAACAGCUCAUCAGCAUGUGCAAGUUCCAGAGGGUACAGAUAGUGAAUGUAUUGAAUGUACUUUCCUUCCUGAAAAGAGGACACACUGGAGCUGCAGAGACAGUAUGCAGAGCACAGCGGGGUCCUG
Kogia breviceps (pygmy sperm whale) is the source of this 1420-nucleotide messenger RNA. RefSeq names its product CDK2 associated cullin domain 1 (gene CACUL1). Gene Ontology annotation, molecular function: ubiquitin protein ligase binding; protein kinase binding. NCBI's taxonomy places the organism in Eukaryota, Metazoa, Chordata, Mammalia, Artiodactyla, Physeteridae. The record is from RefSeq and is a predicted model, not a curated record. Gene Ontology annotation, biological process: positive regulation of protein kinase activity; G1/S transition of mitotic cell cycle; ubiquitin-dependent protein catabolic process.